Xyrichtys novacula (pearly razorfish) is the source of this 1531-nucleotide messenger RNA. The record is from the annotation of a GenBank genome assembly. Lineage: Eukaryota; Metazoa; Chordata; Actinopteri; Labriformes; Labridae.
AUGGACGUUAAAGGUUUGAAAGCUAUCACUCCAGUUGAUGUAGUGAUAAAGAGUAAUCCACUUGUUAUGGGUAUCGAAAAGAUGUCUAAGAAAUGGAGUAAGAGGUGGCCUGACAUUGACCAGCCUUGGCCAGUGGAAGGUACCCUUAAUCCUGAAGUGGUUAAAACAAUGCACGUGCUAGUGUCCACCAAUAAGGCAGAGCAAAAGAAAGGAAAGAAGGGAAAGAAACGGCAAGAAAAGAGACAGAGAGAGCUUAACAUUUUGCACUUGUUUGAGCAGGAGGGGCAGAAGAUGCUAAAAGCCGAUAAGGAGAGAAAGGACAGGAUUGUAGAAGAAAUAAACAAAAAUGUUAAAUCAACAGAAAAAUUGAUGGCAGAAGUGAAUAAACCUCUCACACACGACCCCAGUGAAGAGCCCCCCACCGUAUGAGAAAGAGAUAAGGUACACUGAUGUCUAUCCUCAGCUCCUCGUGAUUAAACGGGAGGGCGUGUAUCACAUCAAAGAUGAGGAGGAGCAGAUGAUAGAGACAGGAACAGCUAAAACAACUAUAAAGAUGUACCCAAGCAGUAAGAGUAAAAAGAAAACAGGUCAUCCAGCAGCUAGGGGUGAACAAAAAUACAGAAAAAUAGAAAUGGGAGAUGAUAGUCAGAGUGAUUCAGAAGAGGCUAUUGGAGGCUAUGACCCAGCAGUUAGAAACAUAUUAGCCAGAGCAGAGAAAAGAGGAGGAAAAUCACUGAGGAAAAAAGAGCCAGUCAAAGACACCUCAGAGGAGAGUGAAGAUAAUGAUAGGGAUGAAGAAUCAGACAGUGAAGAGUCUUCAUAUUCCCUUUGGUCAACACCAAGGACUGAAGCUGAGGAGAGGCACAAGGCUUUGAGAAGGAUUGAGAAACGCAUCGAUAAAUGCUAUGGCAACCUAAGUAGUGCUACCAGUCCUGAAAAACAUAGAGAAUUGAGGGAAGAAUUAGAAGAGCUACAAAUAAUAAAAAAUGACUUGAAGAAAAAAGGAGUUGAAAAGCCAUCCACUUCAGGGUACUCCUUACGCCCAAGAAAAGGGGAUAAGCCAGCUGGGAAAAUGUGUCCAGUUAUUGUUCAGGGACAGAAGUUGGAGUACAAGCCUCUGCAAAAUACAGACAUGUCAGACAUUCUUGAAAAGUUACCUACUCUUCAGGAAGGAGCUCACCCUUGGAUUUCCAAGUUAGAAGAAAUUAUGGUGGGAUGGCAGCCUGCUAUGGGAGACAUCAAAAGACUCCUAGCCAGCAUUUUAGGGGUCCCAGCUAUGGAAGAGAUCUUGCAGAGAGCAGGGCUUAACCGGUAUGCAGGGACUGCGGUAAAUGACCCAGAACUGUUUGCUGCAUGUAGAGCUCGGAUGUGGAGAUCACUGAGAGAUGUAUUUCCAACAAAUGUACAUCCAGAUAACAUUAUAAUUGAACCACUAGGACCACAAAAGAAUCCAAGAGUUUAUGUAUCAAAAGCUCAUCAAAUUUGGAGAAAUGUUACAGGAAACGAUCCAGACAUGCACCAAAUGGAGUAG